Messenger RNA from Patiria miniata (bat star), 14343 nucleotides. It is a transcript of the gene cubn, whose product is annotated as cubilin-like. Gene Ontology annotation, molecular function: calcium ion binding. Bases 609 to 11663 code for a protein of 3684 amino acids. The transcript has 66 exons. NCBI's taxonomy places the organism in Eukaryota, Metazoa, Echinodermata, Asteroidea, Valvatida, Asterinidae. The record is from RefSeq and is a predicted model, not a curated record.
UGUUUACCUAAGUUCUAGAUCGUAAUAUAUGCAGAUGCUGCAGAUUUGCGUGCACGUGUGCCAGGUUCAAACUUAUGAGCCAACAUACUGUGCCAUAAAACACCCCUUUGAGCAAAUAAAGACCCGAGUCUCCUGAAACGUCAGUCACAGUGGAGUCUCGAUCUCAUGCGCAGGGGGUUUCGCAACCGAUCUUCGGUGACCGGUAUAGUACCGGUGACAAGCCAUGGUGUAAAGUUUGAUGGUCUUAGACUUCUUAGACAUUGAAUACCACUGGCCAAGGGACGUGCACAUCACUCCAAACGAACUCAGUAGCUAGCACAUCGCUUGGACGGGUUUACGUGGGACACCGUGAAUUAACAGACUCCAAUGGUGUGAUCAAAAGAAAAAACAGGGGAGGUUUUGUCUUUCUAAACUGCCGUGGAUCAGUUUUACAAACUUGUGCGAUCUCGUUCCUUUUAAUGAUUCAAGAUCUUCGUGCGCUUCCCAACAUAAAAGAAAUUGGUUUGUGUGUCUUCGUCCGUCGUCGGACAACGAAACAUCAUCAGCAGAAGUGCUCAAACUUGGCUAACUUCACUGGAUGAAACUGUCCUCUGGUCCUUGAAAACAAAAUGGCCAGCAGGUCAUCAGCAUCGGUAAGAACUGCGCGGGGCGUGUUCUUGGCCCUAUGUUUGUGGGCCGUGUUGCUCUCGUGCCCGGCCGAGGCGGCGAGGAACAAGCGGCAGGCUGCCAACGCGGACGAUCAGCCAAAGAUGAUGACGCAACAAGGACAUUUGAUUUUCCAGACGGGAGAUAAUCACAACAUCACCUUUCAACCGGUAGGCAGCGGCCGCGUGGUCGUUGGCAAUCAUGAUCUCUUGGCCAUGGCCGACAAGGUAACGGCAAAUGAAAAUGCCAUCAAAGUCCUGCAGGACUCUGGAGUACCAGAUGAUGUUCAGCAGCAGUUGGAUACCAUCAAGGCUGAUGUUACAGAUCUUCAGACAAGGGUUACGGCACUGGAGGGCACAGGCACAGGCAGUCUGGAGACUAGGGUUUCUACUUUGGAAAGCCAGGUCUCGAUGUUGACAAGUAAUUUGGGUACCGAUGAAUGUCAGAACAACCCGUGUACACACGGCGGUACCUGCAUCAAUUUAUACCAGGGGUACCAGUGUCGCUGUGUACCAGGAUGGCAGGGAGACAGAUGUGAAACUGAUGUCAACGAGUGCGGACUCAUUUCAGGAACCGAGGAAGAUUGUCAGAACUCAGGAACCUGUGUGAACAAUGAUGGCAGCUUCAGGUGUAACUGUCCUGCUAACUGGUACGGUCCUCAGUGUACCAUCAGGUACGAUGACUGCAGCACGGCAUCUCACACUGAUCUCUGCGGCCAUGGCUUCUGUGUGGAUGACCCGAGGGUUGUCGUUGGACAGCCCAAGUAUUCCUGUGUUUGCAUGGACGGUUGGAAGACUGAUGGGACUAGCAACCCGGCCUGCGUUGUGGAUAUUGAUGAAUGCACUGAGGGGCAGUAUCCAUGCUCCAGCAAUCCCCUGGUACCGUGUAUCAAUGUGCCUGGUACCUACUACUGCGGGACCUGCCCAACAGGUUACACCGGCAACGGGCUCACUUGUAGUGACAUCAACGAAUGCUUGACCAAUAACGGCGGCUGCUCUGUGUCUCCGUUGGUGCAGUGUACCAAUACGGUGGGAUCCAGGCAGUGUGGGCCAUGCCCAGCAGGUUAUGUUGGCGAUGGUGUAACAUGUCUUUUUGUGGGUAUCUGUGUCCAGAACAACGGAGGUUGUUCGCCGUUUGCCACCUGUACUGAAAACUCAGGGGUACCCAGUGGUCGUAUCUGCACCUGCAACGCUGGCUACACGGGUGACGGGGAGGGUACCAACGGUUGCAUACCCUCCACGGGAGCGACGUGCCAAGACAACCCCUGCAUCAACGGUCGUUGCGAGACGUUGGGCAGCUCCUUUAGAUGUGUCUGCAACCCCGGCUGGACGGGCAACCGCUGCGGCCAGGAUAUUGACGAGUGCGCCAGUGGGCCGUGCGCCAAUGGCGGCACUUGUAACAACCUCAUUAAUGGAUUUGACUGUGAUUGUGCCGAUGGCUUCAGCGGUGAUCAGUGCCAGGACACCCAGCAGUCAUGUGGUGCGUAUCUGACUGGAAAUUCUGGUUACUUUGAGUUCCCUCCACUGGGCCAGGUCUACGACCACGGUCUGAGCUGUGCCUGGAUCAUCACUGUGCAAGACGACAAGGUGAUUUACAUUACCUUUGCCCGCUUCGCUCUGGAGGACCAUCCGAACUGUGACUACGACUUCCUGCAGAUCAACGAUGGUUCAUCAGCCGUCGCGCAGCCGCUGGGCCGCUUUUGUGGCAGCACUGUACCGUCCCCCAUGACCAGUACCCACAACCAGCUCUACUUCUGGUUCCGUACUGACGGCAGCGUCAGCUACGAGGGCUUCGGAAUCAACUGGUUCAGCCAAGACCCAGUCUGUGGCGGCGAUUUGUCUGGCAGUAACCAUGGCAGCAUCACUUCUCCCGGUUACCCUGGCAACUACCCUGUCAACAGAGACUGUGUCUGGACCGUGACGGUGGACGCAGGCCUGUACAUGACCUUUGCUUUCGGUACCUUACAGCUGGAGGACCAUGACACCUGUGCCUAUGACUACCUUGAGAUCCGUGAUGGUCUGACGGAGAGUGCGGUUUCCCUUGGCAAGUUCUGCAGCACGGUCACCCCGGCUCCCGUACAGACCACAGGACCAUACGCCUUCCUGCGUUUCCAUAGUGACGCGUCACUUACGGACACCGGAUUCCACGUGACCUACUCGUCAUCAUCCAUUGCUCCACAAUGCGGAGGGGCAUUGACUGCCGACAGUGCUAUCAUCAUAUCCCCCAACUACCCCAACCCAUACCCCCACAACAUCGAGUGCAUCUGGACUAUACAGAUUGGCGCCAGCGGCAGAAUCAAGUUUACCAUCACCGAUUUAACGAUUGAGGAACAAGCCAACUGCCUCUAUGACUUUGUUGAGCUGAGGGAUGGUUUUGAUGAGACCGCUGCGUUUGUGGGCCGCUACUGCCACUCGGAUGCCAUACCGCCCCCGUUUGUCUCCACGGCCAACACGCUGUGGGUCAAGUUCAUGUCGGAUGUGUCUGUCAGCGCCGGUGGCUUCCGGGCCAUCUAUGAAUUGAAUUGUGGCGGCGUGUACUCCGAUCCAUCUCAGGAUCUGAUCUCCCCCUACUUCCCCAACAGUUACCCCCAUGACCAGGCCUGUGAGUACGUCAUCAAUGCCCCUCAGGGUCAGGUCGUCGUCUUGACCUUUGUGACCUUUGACAUCGAGGCCCAUCCCAACUGUGAUUAUGAUUACCUGGAGGUCCGCGAUGGUGCAUCUGCGGAUGCCACCCUCCUCAACAAGCUGUGUGGCACCGCCUUGCCGCCAGACAUCACAUCCAACGCCAACUCCAUGUACCUCAAGUUUGUGACAGAUGGAUCCGUUGCCAACUAUGGAUUCCGCGCUGUCUUCAGAUUUGAAGACGCUGGGCCAGGUAGUUGUGGAGGUCAGUUCACAGACGACACCGGUAUCAUCGCCUCGCCUCCCCACCCCCAGGGCUACCCCCACGGUCUCAACUGUGUCUACGUCAUCACCGUGUCUGACGGCUACGUCAUCCGACUCACCUUCAACUCGUUCAGCAUCGAGGAUGCAACAAACUGCGUCUAUGACUAUGUGCAGAUCUACGACAACGCAACCAAUGCUAUCUCUCCGGACCUGGGAAGGUACUGCGGCAGCAACUCCCCUCCCGUCCUGACCACCUCAGGUAACGUCAUGACGGUCAUCUUCCACACCGACUCCAGCGUCAGCCGAGAGGGUUUCAGUGCCAGCUACGUGGCUCUGGAUGCCACCACUGUUUGUGGAGGCGAGUUGACCACGCCUACUGGUGUCAUAACCACACCCAACUACCCUGCCGACUACCCUCACAAUCGCCAAUGCGUCUGGAUCAUCUCCGUAGCAACGGGUCAGCAGAUCAGCGUCAAUUUCACUGACUUUGACAUGGAACUGCACUUCGACUGUGCCUACGACUAUGUCGAAUUGAGGAAUGGAGGCUAUGAGACGUCGCCUCUGAUUGGUACAUUUUGUGGCAGUAGCAUCAACCCGACCACUUACACCUCCCAUAGCAACAAGAUGUUAAUCAAAUUUGAGUCGGACUCCUCCCUGUCUGCCCGGGGAUUUUCGCUGUCAUACGAUGGAACGGCCACAGGAUGCGGCGGCACGCUGACUACCCCAACUGGGGGUUUCGUCUCUCCCAACUACCCCUUCCCUUACGGCCACAAUGCCGAGUGCUUCUGGCUGAUCACCACCAACCAGGGUAGCAACCUUUAUCUGACGUUUGCUGACUUUGAUCUGGAGACUCACGGAUCAUGCGCCUACGACUAUGUCAAGGUUUAUGAUGGCCUGACCGAGAAUGAGCCACUCCUAGGGACGUACUGUGGUACAGACUUCCCACCGCCCAUACAGUCGACCGGAAAUAGCCUGAGAGUGAAAUUCAGGACAGACUUCUCGGUUAGUGGAUCUGGCUUCCACGCGGCGUAUCAGACCAACUGCGACCACGUCCGUCUGACAGACCGCACGGGGGUCAUCGAGAGUCCCAACUUCCCGGACCCGUACCCCCACAACCGAGACUGCACCUGGAUUAUCGAGACCACGGAAGGAAACACCGUCAAUCUGACCUUCACCACUCUGGUGCUUGAGUUCCACUCCACCUGUACCUUUGAUUACAUUGAGGUCCGUGACGGUCAAGAUGACGACUCGCCGCUGAUCGGCAACCAGCUCUGCGGUCAGGACUUCCAGCCGGAGGGCGUGUUCUUCACCAGCACUGGCCAAUACCUGCUGGUCAAGUUCCACUCCGACUCCUCGGUGGCCGCGGCUGGCUUCCAGGCUUCAUACACCAUCAACGGCUGCGGCGGCGUCUUGACAGAAAACACCGGCACCUUGAGCAGUCCAAACUACCCCAACCACUACGAUCACAACCGGGUCUGCACCUGGACCAUCACCGUGGAGUAUGGCCAUGCCAUCACCCUGACCAUCACAGACUUUGACGUCGAGGACAGCACCGACUGCAACUUCGACGCUCUUGAGGUUUAUUCAGGCACUGAUGCCAAUGGUCUGAAGCUGGCUACGAUCUGCCACACUCAGACCACCCCACAAGCCGUCUCCACUACGGGCAGGAACAUGUUUGUACAUUUCCGCACCGAUGCCAGCGUUAAUGGGCGGGGAUUCACUGCAAACUAUCAAUCAACUGCUGGAGGAUGCGGCGGUAACUUCUCAACUCCGACCGGAGACUUCCACUCCCACAACUAUCCCAACUACUACGACCACUCCACGGACUGCACCUGGCUGAUCACUGUGGCCGAGGAGCAUCGCGUCAAGUUGACCUUCUUGGAUUUCAACCUUGAGGGAGCAUCUGCCUGCCAGUAUGACUACGUCAAGCUCUUUGACGGUCCAUCCCAAACCUACCCCCUCCUUCUGACUGCUUGUGGUGACGGCCUGCCGGACCCAGCCACCACCUACUCCUCAAGCAACAAGAUGUUCAUCCGCAUGUUGGCUGACGGGAGCGUCAACAGACGCGGCUUCCAUGCUACAUAUGAGACAGCAUGUGGUGGUCGCUUGGAUGCAACCCAGACUGGUGUUGUUAAGUCAAGCAAUUACCCAGAUGCCUAUCCAGCCAAUCAAAAUUGCUCUUGGAUCAUUGCAUCAGCCAAUCCCGGAGAUCGUGUCACCCUGACCUUUACCCACAUGGACAUCGAGACGUCUGCCAGUGGCUGUGAGCACGACGCGCUUACCGUAUACGAGGGUAAUGACGAGAACGGACUGUUGAUCAGCGAGCUGUGUGGGACGACCGUGCCGACACCCAUCACGUCGUUCGGCGCCGCGCUGACUGUGACAUUCGUGACCGACAGCUCUGUUCAGAUGACUGGUUUCCGAUUCACGUAUUCCACAUCGCUGUCUGUUUGUGGUGGUGAUUUUACCUCGCAGAGUGGUGCCUUCUCCAGCCCUGGCUAUCCAGCUAGCUACCCAGCAGACACGGAGUGUGUCUGGACCAUCCGUGCAUCACCUGGCAAUCAGGUCCAGGUUUCCUUCAGCAUGUUCAACCUGGAGAAUAUCUGCACCAAUGACUACCUAGAGGUCAGGACUGGGGAUGAGAACGGAGCUUUGAUUGGUCGAUUCUGUGGCACUCGGCGACCUAGCAACCUGACUGCUACAGGUUCCAUGUGGCUUAAAUUCCACUCUGAUAACAGCGGGACUGGUGUAGGGUUCCUGGCUAGCUUCGGACAAGUGUUUGGUGGCACCCUGAUCGCACCAUCCGGCCAGAUCGCCUCGCCCCUGUACCCCAGCAACUACCCCAACAACCUAGACGCCGUCUGGAACAUCUAUGUCAACAAUGGUCAGCGGGUCCGCAUCAUGUUUUCCAACUUCAACGUGGAGAUCGGAGGAGCCAGCGUCUGUAGCUACGAUGCCUUGGAGGUUUAUGACGGACCAGACACCCAAUCCUCACUCAUCCAGACCUCCUGUGGCGCCUCCUUGCCAAGUCCUGUGGAGACUACCGGCAGCGUGGCUACUCUCAGGUUCCGCACCGACAGCUCGGUAGCCCUCACUGGCUGGCUCCUUGAUUGGGUCUCGGUGACGGGCGUGUUAACGGGUGUUCCGCCGACCCUACCACCCAACCAAUGCGGUGGUGUUCUGGCUGCCGUAGACACAGCACAGAUGUUUUCCUCUCCUAACUAUCCCAACGGCUACGCGCCCAACCUGGACUGCUAUUGGCUGAUUGAGGCCAACCCGGGCCGGACGGUCCGACUCGACUUCACCGACUUAAAUCUAGAGGCUCACUCCACCUGUAGCUACGACUACAUCCAGUUGUACGACGGUUCAGUUCAAGACCCCUCCACCAGCCUUGUCAAAUACUGCAGUCGUCAGGACCCCCUACCAGACCCAGUCUACUCCACGGCCAACACCAUGUUCGCUGUCUUCCACUCAGACGUCUCGAUCAAUGGCACUGGCUUCCAAGCAACCUACCAGUCCAAUUGCGGUGGUACCAUCAUCUCUGAGCUUGGCACCAUCACCAGCCCACUGUACCCUUCCAACUACCCCAACGACCAAGACUGCUCCUGGGUGGUUCAGGCCUCCGCUGGCUCCACUAUUCAAGUCACGUUCCAGACCAGUUUCAACAUCGCCAGCAGCAGCAACUGUAACAAUGAUUACGUCCAGCUCUUUAACGGUGGUGAGGAGACAUCCCCUCCCCUGGGGAGCUCAGCCACGGGUCGUUACUGCGGCACCACAGCCCCAGCUCAGGUGGAGACCAGCAGCAACUUGCUGCGAGUCAAGUUCCACAGCGAUGCUUCUGGCGUAGCGAGCGGCUUCAGUCUGACAUUCCAGGCACAGCAACAAGGGUGUGGUGGAAGCAUCGUCCUAACUGACGCCGUGCCGAGCACCAACAUCAUGUCGCCCAACUAUCCCUCGGACUACCCACAGAGCAUCGAGUGCAUCUGGAUCGUCACGGCUCCGGCCGGUCAGUCCAUCCUCAUGACCUUUGACCAGCAGUUCAGCAUUGAGCCACACUCAAGCUGUAACUAUGACUACCUGGAGGUCAUUGACGGAUCAUCUCAAGCAGGCAAUCCGUUCGGUCGAUUCUGCGGCACCACUGCCCCGUCACCGAUAACCACAACAGGCAACGCAGCCUACCUGCGGUUCCGCACUGACUCCAGCGUGGCGCGGACCGGCUUCAAGCUGUCUGCUGCGAUAGCGUCUUGCGGAGGCACCGUCUCCGGCACCAGCGGUGUGGUCACCUCGCCGGGAUACCCCGGUAGCUAUAGCAACAACCUGGAUUGCACCUGGACAGUACAGGCCCCUGAUGGUCAUUACAUGACCUUCACAUUUGACACCAACUUCAACAUUGACAACAAUGCUGCUGACUGCUCCGGUACUGGUGACGUACUGGUAGUUAACGAUGGCAGGAACUCAUCGGCAUUUGAGAUUGCCAGGGUGUGUGGAAACGUGCCCCCACCAAACUUCGACACGUCCAGCAACUAUGCCUUGGUCCACUUCAUGACAGACGGCUCCACAGUGGCUACUGGCUUCAGUUUGAGUUUCCAAUCUAGCUCAGAUGUUUGCGGUGGUGACUUUGCGACUGCGACCGGUACCUUCACCUCCCCUGCGUAUCCCAAUCAGUACUCGCACUCCCGGGUCUGCCAGUGGCGAAUCAGCGUCGCUGUCGGGCAAGUUGUGACGCUGUCCUUUGACGACUUUGAGUUGGAGGGCAGUGGCACGUACUGCCCCUAUGACUACGUUGAGGUGUUCAAUGGUUUGGGGAAUGACGCCCCCAGUCUGGGUCGCUUCUGUGGCAACACUCCCCCUCAGGGCUUGGUCUCCACCACCAACACCAUGCGCGUGGUGUUCUUCUCUGAUGGCAGCGUGGCGUUCAGAGGCUUCUCGGCGCGGUAUGACUCUCAGGAUCCAGCCGUCUGCGGAGCCCUCAUCAACGUCAACCCUGGCAGCACUGGCACGUUCUCCAGUAUCGGAUACGGUGCCCUCAACUACACCAACAACCUGAACUGCCAGUGGCUGCUAGCCAAUCAGGCCACGGUCAACACCUCCCUCUAUAUGAGCUUUGACGCGGGUUUCGACAUCGAGGCCGGCCCAAACUGCGUCUACGACGCUGUGGAAAUCUACGCAGGAGUUGACACCAACUCGCCGUUGGUCGGCAGAUUCUGUGGACCGACGCCGCCCGACCCUGUCGUCAUUCCGCAACCCUCCGCCUUUGUGCGUUUCACUACAGACGGCAGCGAGAUUGGAGGAGGAUUCAGAAUCUCCUACUCGGCAUCUGAGUGCGGAGGCAUCGUUAGUGGAACCGACGGCGUCAUCACCAGUCCUAACUUCCCUGAUCAGUACGAUCACAACGAUCACUGCGCUUGGCUCAUACAGGCCCCUGCUGGCACCACUGUCACACUGACCUUCACCGCAUUCGACAUUGAGGAUCACCCUGAGUGCCAGUACGACUACCUCUCUGUGCGCAACGGGGGUACGUUUGAAGCCCCUCAGAUCUCUGGGGAGAACCCGUGGUGUGGUAGCACUGCCCCUGCCGCUAUCACCACAUCAAGCAAUGAGGUACUGAUGCUCUUCAUGACCGACAGUAGCGCUUCGGCCGGUGGGUUCCGAUUGGAAUGGACCACGGCUAACCGAGGCUGUGGUGGAACCUUCCACGGAAACACUGGCUCCUUCCAGACCACCAACUACCCCGCUGCCUACGUAGCCAACGAGGAAUGCGUCUGGGUUCUGAUGGUGGAAACCGGCUACAAUGUCCAAGUCACAUUCAACAGCUUCAACGUGCCAUCAGGCGAUUCAGUCACGGUUUACGACGGAGCUAGCGACACGGACACUGUCUUGGGAACUUACUCAGGGACCACCGUGCCAGGACCCGUCAGCUCCUCUCUAGGUGUCAUCACCAUCAAGUUCCGUAGCGACGGCAGCAAUCAAGGCACAGGCUUCCAGGCAAACUGGAAUGUGGGUUGCGGAGCCACGUUCACCGGCGUGACCAGCGGUCGCAUUGUGUCGCCGGGAUACCCCAGCCGGAACUAUCCCGACGGCCUCACCUGUGACUACGUCAUCAACUGGGACCCGCAACAGAGCCUGGGACUGAUGUUCAGUGAUCCAUUCGCAAUCGAAGUUGGCUCCAACUGCAACUUCGACAGUCUGAAGAUCUGGGCAGGCACCGACGAUACCGGGGCCGUGAUCGGCAACUUCUGCGGUGACCAGGUACCCACCAACAUCCUGUGGAUGGGGUCCGUGUUUGUCAGGUUCCAGACAGACGGCAGCAUCAACGACGUGGGCUACGGGCUGGACUUUGAGCCAGGAUGUGGAGGAACAUUCACCGGUUCUGCAGGUGUCGUCCAGACUCCCCAGCACCUUGAUACCUACCGUCACAACCAGAACUGUAGCUGGGUGAUCACUGUCGCCAACCAGCGAUCCGUCUCGCUCAAGUUUUCCUCCAUGGACAUUGAGCUUCACCCAUCCUGCGUCUAUGACUACAUUGAGAUCUACGACGGCCUGGAUGACUCGGCGCCGUUGCUUGUAGCUCGUCUCUGCGGUACGGUCCCGCCGCCCGACGCCAUCGUCAGCUCGGGUAGCUCCAUGCUGGUGCGCUUUGUCUCUGACUUCUCCGUGGCUGGAGACGGUUUCACGGCUGCGUAUCAGGAGAUUAUCGGACCGGCUCUGGGCUGCGGAGGCAACUUCAAUUCCCCGACAGGAACCCUCGCCAGUGUCUCCCUCACCGGCGGCAACUACGAAAACAACCUGGAUUGCAUCUGGUACGUCUCCGUGGAAACCAACAUGGUGAUCAAUGUCACAUUCACGGGAUCCUAUAGCAUCGAGGGCAAUCGGCAGGGGAGCUGUCCCUAUGAUUAUCUGGAGAUUCGUGAUGGUUAUGGCAGCUCGGCCCCCCUGGUGGACCUCUUCUGUGGCACUGCCCGGCCGUCCUCCAUCAUCCUCUCCACCAAUCAAGCUUUCUUCCGCUUCCACACCGAUUCCUCUAUUAGCUACUCCGGCUUCACUCUGGAGUACUCCUCAGUGGAUCCCGUCUGUGGUGGUAGCUUCAACGCCACCACCACCCCACAGACCAUCACCUCACCCAACUACCCCGGCAACUACCCACACAAUACCCGCUGUACCUGGUACAUCGGUGCCCCAGAGGUCACCCACGAUCACGUCCGGAUCAGGGUCAACGACUUCCAGGUGGAGGACCACAGCAACUGUUUGUACGACUACUUGGAGUUCCGAGACUUCCCCAUAACUGAUGGUCAAGUGCUCAGGUAUUGUGGGCUGGACAUCCCUCCAGUGUUUGAUUCUGCCGGUACGACGGCCCAGAUCUACUUCAUGAGUGACUCAUCGUCUAGUGGGUCUGGCUUCUCACUCACCUAUGCCAUUGCUGAUUGCAACAAGAACUACACAGGGACCAACGGUCGGGUGACCAGCCCGGGCUAUCCCCAGGUCUACCACACCUCUUACAACUGCGACAUCACGAUAACGGCGCCAGUGGGCAGUUUCCUGACCCUGUACUUCACCGAAAUGGACAUCGAGUACCAUUCCAAUUGCCAGUACGACAGCCUGACGGUCUAUAAUGGAUCGGCUAGUGGAGCAGUGUUGUACACCCUCUGCGGUAACUUCAUACCGGAGCCAGUAUUCCUCCCGGCAAAUACUGUGUACCUCAACUUCGUCACAGACUCCUCGGUUAACAACGCAGGCUUUGACCUGACCUAUACCUCAAGCAUUGUGUCAUCGGGUUGCGGAGGGCCCGUGGGCGGACGCCAAGGCAGCUUCACCAGCCCGGCGCAUCCGUUCGAGUACGACAACAAUCUGGACUGCGGCUGGUCCAUCCAGGUACCCAGCGGCGGGAACCAGCUGACUCUGGAGAUCACGGCGCUGGGAAUCGAAGGUGCGGAAGGAGUCUGUAACGAGGACUACCUGGAGAUUUACGACGGACCCAGUAGCUCAUCCAGCCUCUUUGGACGAUACUGUGGAACGAGACAACCAGCGGUGAUAACGGCCUCCACUCGCCAGAUGUUUGUGCGGUUUGUGACGGACGCCCAGAAUGCGCCCAACAACGGCACGUUCAAUGGUUUCCGAGCCGUGUACAACAGUUGAGCUUUCACUCGCAAAGAUGUAACGAGACAAACAAAAUGAUUCGAACAAGAAAACGACAACUUAUGAACGGAAUUCAAAUCUACCCAGAUUAUUGGACUUGUAGUUCAUGCAUAACCAGGCAGUGUACACAGCAUAUCUCUUUGAAGGACCCACCUACACGUCAACAAUUCCAGAGUCCAGCCAGGGCUCUGAAUGGAUUGAAAGAUGAGAAUUUGAUAUAAAUAUUAUAUAAGCAGAAUGAUUUAUCCAGAGAAUAAGUGAGUUUUUUGUUUUUAUACACGCUCUCAUUAUUAUUAUUUUUUGGGUGAUUUGUGUGAUUUAACAAUUGUGUAAUCAUUGUGAAAAGGCUGAAUAUUAUACUUUCUUCUUCUAUUUUUUGUAACAAUCAAUAGAAUAACGAUGUCACACUUAAGUGAGAUGCAAGUUUGCUCCAUACAAGUUUAACUCUUAUUCAAGGAGUUUUGGUGAUGUGGGUGUUUUCUUGAAAAAAAUCCCGGAAAAAUUGCAGAAAUAAAUUUCCCAGUUUUGUUUUGCCUGAUUGAAACUCUUAGCAGGACUAUUAAUGGUACGAAGUGCUCGCAUUCUGCUAAUCAAGAGGCAAUCAGUUACGACACAUUUCAUGAAAGUUUGAUAGUGCAAAAGUGCGUGACUUGCGCAACAAAUUAUGGCGAAACUUGCGAAAUCAUUUCAGGUGGCAUAGGAAUUGUGGCUGUGCAUAGCGACAACAAACACAAACAAAAACAGCCGAGAGCUGAUAACAUAUAAUAUGAUGUUCAGACUUGACCCACUGAAAAUCACACUCAGCAAAGGGACUUGCAAUUGUCACUAGUACUAUGCCUCAUUUGAGCGUGACGGCUCGGUGUGAUAUCACAUAUCAAAUGUUUGUAAAUAACAUUCCAAAUUUAUCUCUUUAUUAUUUUUCUUUCUAGUAGAAUCGUUUAAUUUGAGUUUAAACUUAAAUCCCCCUACUCCAUUUUUUUGAGACGAAUCCAGUUUUUUUCCUUGGUUAGGAAUUUUAUUCCGGUUAGGCACAGUACUGUUCACUGAAAAAGUCUGGAUUUCUAUCUUCGUUGUAAAAAUGAUGCACCAUUUUAAUGGACCAAAUAGUAAACAUGCCACAAUCUCUGUAUUCUAGAUGUAAUGAAUUUGUAAUAGUACUUUUAGUUCCAGUACUUCAUACCAUGACAAUCAGUGCACAAUUUUACCAAAACUUAACACACCAAAUUUAAUAAAAAAAAAAUACACUGUCAUUAGCCGAUGAUCCAAACAGUGAAAAAAUGUAGCACCAUGACGCCACUUUUUUUCAUCCUAUAUUAUCUCAUUGAAGGUCAGUCAUUGCAAAAAUGUUGUAAAGACAUGAAUCUGGGACUGAGAAACAUUUCCAAUUUUGUUAAAAAAUACUUUGAAAGUUCACUCGACUCUCCAUUGACUCUGUGCACAACCAAAGAAGUGGCGUCUGGAUACUACAUUCUUUCCCAAACAGUUUAUAUUUUACUUAUUCAGUACUUAUUACCAUAACAUUCCCUGUGAAGUAGAAUAUAUAAUGGAUUUUCCUGGUUUUUAUAUUUCUGAAAAAACUUUCCAGCAACGUAAGUCAAAAAAAUCGCCAAAAUGAAAAAUUAAUCCAAAUAAAUUUUAAGGAAUUAUUAGAUCCAAAUAGCAUAAUGUAUAGUUUUGUAGUUGUAGCAGUAGCAGUAAAAUACAAAGAAAGUAUUCAGAAAAUAUUCAUAUCUCAUGCAUAUGCAUAACCUAGAUAAUGAGAUGAAUUGAUGGCACAAUUAUAUCUGAAUGUAAAAUACUCAGAAUUGAAGUGGAUAUUUGAUAAUGUGUUUAAUCAUAUUUGUUUUUCCAAAAAAAAAAAAAAUUAUACUCGGAGCAAAAAGCAUUGACUAUCAGGAAUCAUUUAACAGGAAGGGGCAUUUAUAUUUUAUAUCUUGUAUUUUUUCACCCAAUUUGAUGUAAAAAAAAUUGCUGCAUAUGAUGAAUGUUCUUUUAGAAAUUCUGUUUAUCCUGCUAGCAUCUUUAGCUGACAGAUCGUUUUCUUAUGCAGUUGGGGAAAUUCUUCCAACUUGUUUGUCACAUUAAGGCGAGUGUUCCUGUAAGCAACUGUAGAUUUUACAUAUCACAGGCAUAUCUUGUCAGUUCAAACCAGCCCAACGAUUACAAACUUAUCAUUUUCCCAAAUGUUGGUAGCCCCCGUAGAUGAAAUUUUGUAGACAGAUUUUUGUAUACCUAAAAGACCUCCUUCCAGUUUGUAUAUUUUAAUGCUUUUGAGAUUCACUAUAUUAAAAAAGCUUUCAUCUUUAAGAAGAGAAUGUAUUCAAGAUAUUAACUUACCGUAAUGAAAUCUUGGAGUAAUUUUAUAAGGGAACAAGAUUUCGCAGCUUCAAUAGUACGUUUUGUAGUUUUAUAGUUAGCUUAGUCGUUAAAUUUAUAAAAUGAAAUGCAAACCAAAAGCAAGUGUUACAAUAAUGAAAGGAUGAAAUAGGCUGAACGAUUUAUAUACGAGAUGGGAGAAUGAAGUCUGUUAUGCUGAUAGCGAUUUGAAUGGUUUUGAUCCUGCUUGUUGUGUAAAAUAAUAGCGCCCUCUAACUUUCACUGUGCCUUAGUACUUUUACCUUUAAUCGGAUAUGGAAAGAAAGUAAUAAAAUGAAUCAAAUAUUUUUGUGAUGAAUAUGAA